This is a messenger RNA of Tremella mesenterica DSM 1558, 315 nucleotides long. RefSeq lists its product as uncharacterized. Lineage: Eukaryota; Fungi; Basidiomycota; Tremellomycetes; Tremellales; Tremellaceae. The transcript has 2 exons. Bases 1 to 315 code for a protein of 104 amino acids. The record is from RefSeq and is a predicted model, not a curated record.
AUGCCAAAACCAAGUGUGGAUAAAGGGUUUAGGUAUGAGGCAGUUGGUGGAGAGAGUGUGAUUAGGGCAUGGGAAAGGGAACAAAAAAUGGAAGAGCUGGACAUCCUGAGCAUACAUGAUAGGAGUUUUCUGGUGUAUGCUGGAGGUUUCUACAAAUCAGAAGGCGUAGGAUAUACAUGUCAUUUACUAGUCCAAAGGAUGAUAGACCCAGCUCCAUUGGCCGUGUCAGUAUCAUCCCUGGUCGGCACGGUUUCCUCCACGGCUUGUAUAGAUGCAGGUGCCGUGGAGUCGGAGAGUCCAUUCUUCCAAAGCUGA